UGUGGCGGCAAGCUCGAGAAGUUUGUGAGGUUGUGUCAGAACCCCAGACUACAGCUGAAGAACAGUCCUCCGUACAUCCUGGAUAUUUUACCUGACACUUACCAGCACCUGAGGCUGAUUCUGUGCAAAUACGAAGAGAACCAGAGACUUACUCAGCUAAGCGAGAAUGACUAUUUCAAAGUGUACAUCGACAGCCUGAUUAAAAAAUCCAAAAGAGCAAUCCGCCUCUUUAAGGAAGCCAAGGAGAGAAUGUAUGAAGAACAGUCACAAGACAGGCGGAACCUCACCAAGCUCUCGCUGAUCUUCAGUCACAUGUUGGCCGAGAUCAAAGCCAUCUUUCCAGGUGGACAGUUCCAAGGAGACACAUUCCGCAUUACUAAGGCAGACGCCGCCGAUUUUUGGAGAAGGUCUUUUGGUGAAAAGACAGUAGUGCCAUGGAAAAUGUUCCGGCAGUGCCUUCAUGACGUGCACCCCAUCAGCUCCGGGUUGGAGGCCAUGGCUCUGAAAUCCACCAUCGACCUCACCUGCAAUGACUACAUCUCCGUCUUUGAGUUUGACAUCUUUACUCGUCUUUUCCAGCCGUGGGGCUCAAUCCUGAGGAACUGGAACUUCCUGGCUGUCACGCACCCGGGCUACAUGGCCUUUCUGACGUACGAUGAAGUGAAGGCACGUCUGCAGAAGUACAUCAACAAACCUGGCAGCUACAUCUUCAGGCUGAGCUGUACGCGGUUAGGACAGUGGGCCAUCGGCUAUGUCACCAGUGACGGCAACAUCCUGCAGACCAUCCCACAUAACAAGCCGCUGUUCCAGGCGCUCAUCGAUGGAUGCAGAGAAGGCUUUUACCUGUUUCCAGAUGGGCGCAGUUAUAACCCAGAUCUCACAGGCCUAUGUGAACCCACCCCACAAGACCACAUUAAGGUCACACAGGAGCAGUAUGAGUUGUACUGUGAGAUGGGCUCCACGUUUCAGCUGUGUAAGAUCUGUGCCGAAAACGAUAAAGAUGUAAAGAUAGAGCCAUGUGGUCACCUUAUGUGCACUUCCUGUUUGACAUCAUGGCAGGAUUCUGAUGGUCAGGGUUGCCCGUUCUGUCGCUGUGAGAUCAAAGGCACAGAGCCCAUCAUUGUUGAUCCGUUUGACCCACGCAACGAAGGGGCCAAGUGCUUCCUCCUGGACCACUUCAGCUCCCCAAUGCUGGACCUGGAUGAUGACGAUGACCGAGAGGAAUCGCUGGUUAUAGACCAUAUCAGGAAGUCCAUGGAGAUCCAGAACUCGCCAAUAAUGUCUCCGAACUCAUCCCCUGUGUGUGAACGCCGGAAAACCGCUGCAGAUCACAUGGGCCCACACUUGAACAUUCCACCCGUACCACCCCGCCUCGAUCUCAUACGUUCUCCCGCUCCUAGUCCCACAGGCUCACCCAAGUCAUCUCCAGGCAUGUCCAGAAAACAGGACAAACCCCUUCCUGCCCCUCCACCUCCACAGAGAGACCCCCCUCCCCCACCUCCGCCAGAACGCCCACCUCAUAUCCCUCAAGAGGGCCGGGCCGCCUGGCUGGUCACCCCAUCGUCUGGCCUUCCCAGAGACCCCAGAGCACCCCUGGAGGCCUGGAGCCCUAAAGACAGCACUGCCUUGUCAGACUGCAGGACGUCUGCUGCAGACCGCUCCCCCAAACUCGCCCACGCCGCCCCUGCGCACAUCAAUGGGAGACCCCUCAGCUGCUCCGGUGCAGACUUGGGGUUAAACCGGACCAGCCACAGACUGAACGCGCAGUCAGAGUGUAGUAAGUCUUUCAUCAACGGCCUGUUACCUGGUGAUGAGUAUGAUAUCCCCCCUCUGCGUCACUCCCCUCCCCUUGUGGACCACAACCAGAGACACACCAACCCCUUCACAAGCCACCGAAGUCUGACGGACAGAGUGGAGGACGAGUAUCAGAUUCCCUCAUCACAUCCCGUCUGCAUCACACAGCCGGCCGUCUGCAUCCCCUUCCGCAUCCCCAACAGGGCUUUAGAAAACGGCUCGUCGGAUCUCUCAACAGACAUAAAGAAACAUAAACCUCCAGAGCAUGGUGGGUUUGACUCUGGUUCGUUGAUUUUGGGUUUGGCUCACACCACACAGUGCCCCCUCCACAACAGGACACCCUCAGACUAUGACAUUCUACUGCCCCCUCAAGGUAGCCAAUGGCGCAGCGCCUCAAUCUGA
Molecule: messenger RNA, 2196 nt
Organism: Sinocyclocheilus rhinocerous
Lineage: Eukaryota; Metazoa; Chordata; Actinopteri; Cypriniformes; Cyprinidae
Product: E3 ubiquitin-protein ligase CBL-B-like
Exons: 15
Biological process (GO): negative regulation of epidermal growth factor-activated receptor activity; cell surface receptor signaling pathway
Cellular component (GO): plasma membrane; membrane raft
Molecular function (GO): calcium ion binding; SH3 domain binding; phosphotyrosine residue binding
Source: RefSeq, a predicted model, not a curated record